AUGGUGGAGUCGAGGCGGCAUGCUGACGAUAUGACCGGGACAGUGACGAGCGGCGAGCAUGUCAAGGUUGACAGGGCUAGCGGAUGCAGGCUGGCCGCUGGCGAAAUCAUGGGCCCGGGUCGUCGCCAUGCUGGAAGACACUGCCAUUAUGCAUCACUUAGCCCAAUAUCGCAUCGCGGGGAGGUGGGCGAUACGGCCGGUGAGGCCCGCGAGAUGAUGGUGUGUGCCAACCCUUGUAGCCUGGAGACCAAUCACCGCGACACGGAAAAUAGUUGCUGGAGCGACCAGACGCGGGUUGCAGAGGUCGUGGCUCACGCCCUCUCCCCAAGUCUCCAAUGGCCUGUCGACACGCCCCCUCCUUUCUGCAUACCAUCCCCCCCCCUUGUUCAUGCCUCGCCAGGGGACCCAGCUGGUGGCCGUGGAAGCGACGACAAACGCAAGUGGCUACUGGCAGCAGUAUCGCGCGAGUACUUUGUGGCGGUCGAGUACCCGUGGGAAGCGCCAUGCCGCGACCCAAUGCUGCUCGUGUUUCCCGGGUUUAGCGACGAAGGACUGGGGUGUCUGGGAGGAAUGGAUCCAGAGAGAGGAAGGGCGAGCGAGAGGAGGGGGCUCUAUGUGUGGAUGCAGCACUCAAGGUGGGAUUUCGCGGGAGAAGGGAACCAGGAUCAAGAAGAAAGAUACAAAAGUAACGAGGCACCCGCCGAGACCAGCGUCUCGUCCCUGUUAUCCCGAGAGGUAUUUCUCGUUCCCUUGCAAUUGCGGUCGCAGCCCAGCGUGGACGUUGAAUACGGACGACGGACACACAGAGAUCCUUCUUCUUAA
Molecule: messenger RNA, 822 nt
Organism: Colletotrichum costaricense
Lineage: Eukaryota; Fungi; Ascomycota; Sordariomycetes; Glomerellales; Glomerellaceae
Exons: 5
Coding region: 1-822 (273 amino acids)
Source: RefSeq, a predicted model, not a curated record